CGACUCCGCACCAGUAACAUUAGCCAGUGCAUACUCCGUCAGUCUGCCUCCGACUAAUCAGUCCACGCUGUUUAUUAUUAUCAUAAUAAAACGAACUCGCUUAUGACAACAACUAAUAUUGUUUUUUUAACACACAAUUGUAAUGGAUCUUCUCAUAAUAUUUCGUCAGUCGGCUGCCUACACGUACACCGGUUAAUUACAAUAUUUAUCCCUCGUGUACACUCGCAAAUAGUUUGCAGAGUUUCGCCGGUUAAAAGUAUUGGCACAUUCGACCGUUGCCCGCAAUCAGACCAAUUAAAGACUAGUACAAACUAAGAACAAUAUUGAUUAACUAAAAACAUGUCUACAACUCCAGACCAAUUAUUGACUACUCCAUCAGAAGAAUCUCAAAAGAGCGCAACUAUUGUCUUUGAAAUGCCAUCUUCGGAAUUAAAAAAAAAUUGUAAUAAUUAUAAUACAACGAACGAAAAAAAUUUAUCAGAUGCAAAUCAACGUGGACAAUUGUUUUCACAACCUCCAUGGCAGAAACUUUUAGUCAUAUUCUUGGCAGAAUUAAUUGGGACUGCAAUUUUAAUGUUUUUUGGUUGCAUGGGUGCAGUUCCAUCUACUCCAACUGGAAGUCUUGGGCAAUAUAGUAGUGCUCUUUCAUUUGCCUGCUCUGUUUCAAUAACUAUUGUUAUCAUUGGACAUAUUAGUGACUGUCAUCUGAAUCCAUGUGUAACAUUGUGUGCAUUACUUUUAGGAAGAAUUUCUUUAAUUACGUCAAUUGUUUAUUUUAUUGCUGAAUUCCUAGGAGCAUUGAUUGGAUAUGGACUUUUAGUUGUUGUAACUCCAUAUAAUAUGUUAGAUGGCAGUUUUGGUGAAGGUAUUUGUGUUACUAGUCCAGUUAUAGGUUUAUCAGUUUGGCAAGCACUAUCAAUCGAAAGUUUGGCUACUGGAAGUCUUAUCUUACUUGUUUGUUCUGUUUGGGAUCCUCGUAAUGAUAAUGGAGAUUGUGGUCCGUUAAAAUUUUUAGUUAUCAUAUUUUUAACAUCAAUGGUUGUUGGACCUUUUACAGGAAAUAGCUUAAAUCCUGUUAGAACAUUAGCUCCUGCCAUAUAUAACAAUGCUUGGAAUAUGCAUUGGAUCUACUGGGCUGGACCACUUGGAGGAACUGUUGCAUCAACAUUAUUUUAUAAGUAUGUCUUCAUGACUUUAAACAGUGGUGAACGUGAAAAGUGAAGCAAUACCAAAUAAUGGCAAUGUGAAUUUAAAAUAAUUUUUAAUUAUAUUUUAACUCUCAUCAUUUUACUGUUAAUUUCCUCUCUUAAGAUUAUUCUAUGUUAUGUUGACUUUUUUACACUUUAUUUUUAUUACUUAAUUUCAUAUAGUUAUAAAUAAGAAUUUAUUUUAUCUUUAUCAUUUUUAAAAUUUUUCUUUGUAAAAUUAUAAUUUGUAUAAAAGUUUUGUCCUAAUUUUCUGUUUUUAUGUUUUUUGUACUAAAUAUGUCAAUAUUCUUUAUUAAUUACAUUGUUCCCAACAAAAUGAACAAAUAGCAGCAAUAAGAACUAAUUUUCUGAGUAAUAGUUUUGUGCACUAAUAUUAUUUAAAGAAUAUUUUAAUUUGAAAUUAUAUUUGAUACUUAACUUAAUUUUAUGAUGAGUUUAUGAUGUUUUAUUUAGUACAAUUUAAAAUUAAUUUAAAUUUUUAUCAUGUAUUUAACUGUCUGAUCGCCUUUGUUUAA
This is a messenger RNA of Daktulosphaira vitifoliae (grape phylloxera), 1723 nucleotides long. Its product is annotated as aquaporin-like. NCBI's taxonomy places the organism in Eukaryota, Metazoa, Arthropoda, Insecta, Hemiptera, Phylloxeridae. The record is from RefSeq and is a predicted model, not a curated record. The transcript has 7 exons. The coding region runs from base 340 to 1221 and encodes 293 amino acids. Gene Ontology annotation, molecular function: water channel activity. Gene Ontology annotation, cellular component: plasma membrane. Gene Ontology annotation, biological process: transmembrane transport.